CUUGGUAUCAGCACCACGGAAGGCGAAACCAUUUCUUUUGCUCUUAAGAGUUCCAUUUGCCAACUUUGGAUUCAGUCUAUUUCGUGAAAUCAGCAAAUACAUACCUAACACCAUUCAGAAGUAAGAAAGCGAAAAAAAAAGAAUUAAAACAAAAACCGCAAGCAAAUCGGAAAUCGCGUUAAAGUUGCUGUAGCAAAAAACAAAACUUAGACAAAAAGAGAAUCAAUUAUUCGGCAAAAAUCAAAAGACUGAUUGAUACCCAGUAACCAAAUUAUUAUUUGUGUAUUAAAAGUUUUUUAACUAAGGUCCACAUUUGGAAAAUUUUUCUUCUACGGUUUGUGUUGGAAAAAUAAUGUUUAAAAGUUCUUCUUCAUUGUCAAUUAAACAAUUGUGGUUGUUGGGAGGCAGCAGUGCCAGUAAAAAGCUUAAAAACGUACAACUUUUUAAUGGAAGUAAUGUGUCCCUGUUAUUGAGUAAGCGCUUGAAAGCCACCGCUUUUAAUUUAGCUGAAAAUUUAGAAGAGAAAAGUGUUGAUAACAAUAAUAGCUUGCUUGAAACAUCACCUGAACUUCCUUCUUCGACAAGCAACAAUGUUUCAUCGUCGUCAUCAUCACCUUUAGAUGGACGUAAGAAAUUUGGUCACACUGGAAAGGUGCUACAGGAAAAAAUCAAAUCGGAGCGCAAAUUGAGGGCCCCCCCGUUGAUGAACUUGAUUUUUGCCAAUCGCAAGCUAUCCUUUUACGAUACCAGCAGUAAUCCACCUUCACCAAAUGAUGAAUCUUUACGUGUGCAGAAGCGUUGCUACUCCGUUAGACCCCAUCGUGAACAAGAGCAACGCAAUGCCGAAGAUGUACUCUUUGACAUGUUCUACAAUGAGGAGACGGGCCUUAUAUCGAUGGGCAAAUUCUUGGCCGCUCUCAAGACGACCGGCAUAAGACGCUCUGAUCCUCGUGUCAAGGAGCUUAUGGAUAACCUUAAGAAGGUGCACAAAUUGAAUAACUAUGAGACAGGGUCGUCGGCUGAGACUCAAAAUCUCAAUCGUGAGACAUUUAAGGCUGUGGUGGCUCAAAACAUUGUUUUGAUAGCCAAGGCAUUCCGCCAACAAUUUGUUAUACCCGAUUUUGUGGGUUUCGUCAAGGACGUAGAGGAGAUCUAUUGGAAGUGUAAAAGCAAUACCGAUGGCAAGGUGGCCGAUUAUAUACCACAAUUGGCCAGAUAUAGUCCCGAAUCUUGGGGUGUUAGUAUUUGCACCAUUGAUGGUCAAAGAUAUUCCAUAGGCGAUGUGGAUGUGCCCUUCACUUUGCAAAGUUGCAGCAAGCCUUUGACCUAUGCCAUUGCGUUGGAAAAAUUGGGAGCUAAUGUGGUGCAUUCAUAUGUGGGUCAGGAACCCAGUGGUCGUAACUUCAAUGAAUUGGUUUUGGAUCAUAACCAAAAACCCCAUAAUCCCAUGAUAAAUGCUGGUGCCAUUUUAACCUGUUCCAUAAUCCAUGCCCUGAUUAAGCCUGAAAUGACAGCAGCUGAGAAAUUCGAUUAUGUGAUGACUUGGUUCAAACGUUUGUCUGGUGGUGAAAAUAUAGGCUUUAACAAUGCCGUUUUCCUGUCGGAACGUGAGGCUGCUGAUCGUAACUAUGCUUUGGGUUUCUAUAUGCGUGAGAAUAAAUGCUAUCCAAAGAGGACAAAUCUGAAAGAAGUCAUGGACUUUUAUUUCCAGUGCUGUUCCAUGGAGACCACCUGCGAAGCAAUGGGCGUCAUUGCAGCCACCCUGGCUAAUGGUGGCAUUUGCCCCACCACCGAAGAGAAAAUCUUCCGUCCCGAAGUUGUUCGUGAUGUUUUGUCAAUUAUGCAUUCGUGCGGCACCUAUGACUAUUCGGGGCAAUUUGCCUUCAAAGUCGGUUUGCCCGCCAAGUCAGGUGUGAGCGGUGGCAUGAUGUUGGUCAUACCCAAUGUCAUGGGUAUUUUUGCCUGGUCUCCACCCCUAGAUCAUUUGGGCAAUACUGUGCGUGGUGUACAAUUCUGUGAAGAGCUGGUGAAUGUUUUCAAUUUCCAUCGUUAUGAUAAUUUAAAACAUGCCACCAAUAAGAAGGAUCCCCGUAAACAUCGUUAUGAGACCAAAGGAUUGUCUAUUGUGAAUUUACUAUUUUCGGCAGCUAGUGGUGAUGUUACCGCAUUGCGUAGACAUCGCCUAUCGGGCAUGGAUAUUACGUUGGCAGAUUAUGAUGGUCGUACGGCUUUGCAUUUGGCUGCCUCCGAGGGUCAUUUGGAUUGUGUGCGCUUUUUGUUGGAACAAUGUCAUGUGCCCCAUAAUCCCAAGGAUCGUUGGGGUAAUCUUCCCGUCGAUGAGGCAGAGAAUUUCGGUCACCAUAAUAUUGUGGAAUUUUUAAAGCAAUGGGCUGAAAAGUCAGACAAUAAUGAGGAUGUUAAGACAGAGGCUGUGGUUAAGAAUACCGAAGCCGAUGAGGAACUUAUAACACCUGACAUUAAAACUGGCUAUGAUCGUAGUGCUACCGCCAGCCCCAUGCCCUCGGAUACCAGCACCAGCAGCGGACCCGAUGAUCACAGCCGCCCUGGCCUCUAAGCAAACUCAGUAGGACAUAAGAAACGAAACCCAAAGUAGUGUGUACAAUAGAAUCUCUUUUACCUUACUUACCUUUACAGUUAGUUCUCAUAUAUCAUUUUAAAAUGAUUUAUACAUACAAAUUAUAAUUAUUUUUUUAUUAUUAAUUCCAUUUGAUUAGUUGCUAAAGGCUUGCAAAACAAAAAAGAUUUAGUUUCUAAGCUCGAAUUCAAUGAGGCAUUUUAGUUUGUAAGAGAGCCAUCACCCGAUAGAACGAAGGAACUUCAAACGAAGAACUUCCUUGGCAUAGAAACAAAGUAGACUUCCAUAAAUAGCUAAAGUUUAAUAAUAAGGCGGAUACACUUUUGAGAGAGGAAAUAACAUUUGGACACAAUUUUCUAUGAACACCAAAAUUUGACUUUUUCUAUAGAAAUAA
Messenger RNA from Stomoxys calcitrans (stable fly), 2990 nucleotides. It is a transcript of the gene GLS, whose product is annotated as glutaminase kidney isoform, mitochondrial. Gene Ontology annotation, biological process: L-glutamine catabolic process. The record is from RefSeq and is a predicted model, not a curated record. NCBI's taxonomy places the organism in Eukaryota, Metazoa, Arthropoda, Insecta, Diptera, Muscidae. Bases 353 to 2575 code for a protein of 740 amino acids. The transcript is spliced from 9 exons. Gene Ontology annotation, molecular function: protein binding; glutaminase activity.